UCUUCUUCUGGCUUUAAGUUUUUUUUGUACGCAGAUAAGGCUUCGGAAUUGAGAAGCGAGCUUGACUUUGUUAAAAGAUAUCGUGAUGGAAACAUCAUUCUAUCAGAUGACAACAUGCAAAAGAAAGAUGAUUUGUUGAAAUAUCUAAAAGGUCAAGGUUUCAAAGACAAUACGGAGUAUCUAGCAUCCCUGAAACUUGUAUCCUUAACGAUAGAGAGUGAGAAAGCCCUUCAAACAGAUUUGGAAAGGGUCAAAGAGGAGUUUACAAAGGUGGUAAAAAAACCUGCAGCAACAGUAUGGUUGGAAGAUCUAGAAGUUCUUGAAAAUGAACUACUUAAGGAUAAAUAUUUUCAGCUUACCGCCUGAUGACAAUAAAGACGUGCCAACCCUUGACCCAUCAAAUUUAACACUUAGCGGCAUUGACAGGGUUUAAGCUCUUGUGUGGUUUUCGAAAGCUUAGAUCAACAAGGCAAAGAAGUUAAACCUGGAAGGUGUUCUCCAGUAAUACCCAUGGUCCUUGUUAAUGUUUGUGAAGGAAUUGGAGUUGGGUGGUAUACCAUUGUCCCCAAUUACCCCCCGAUACACAUCAUCAAGAACAUAAUACAUUUAAUUGAUUCCAAAGGGAAUGUAGACAAAUUGCCAGUGGAAAUGCGCCCGUGGUAUAAAGGUUUUCAUGGAAGGAUAGAGGGUAGCCAGUCCAGCGAUGGCGACUACACCUCUUACGGGUGCAUACAAGAAAGCAACGGGAUGUUAAAGAUUACGGAGUUACCAAUCCGUAAGUGGACAGACAAGUAUUUGAAAUUUCUUAAUUCAGUCGCCGAACACAAUGCAGACGCCAAAGAUCCUUUCAUUAAGGGUUACAAAAAAUACGGAGAUGAUACGAGUCCAAUAGACAUCCGUGUCAAGCUGUCGGGUAAACAACUUAGGGAAGCCAAGCAAGAGGGUUUGAAAAAAAAGUUCAAACUUGAAAAGAAACUAAAGACUUCAAACAUGGUCUUGUUUCAAAAAGACGACUGCCUGAAGCUCUAUCGUACCCCACAACAGAUCUAACUGUUCGUGAAAAGUUGCGAGUGGCAGGUGGGUUGGAGACUUUCGAGUUUCCAGUUCAUUUUUUUAGAUGAAUUAUGUUGCUGAGGUGUAGUGGGAGGCACUGAGUCUGAGGGGGAAGGUGCUUAAUCGGUUAAGUCGGCUGUUGCUUUUGCACUGCUGCUCCAAGGCCAUGGCUAUUUGUAGGUUUGGGCAAUCCCGGCGAUAAGUACGAAGGAACUAGGCAGGCACAAUGCGGGGUUUUAGAUGAUUGAUGCUUUUGCUGGUGCAUUGCAAUGAACACGGUCCAAUGCAAAGCUAUACUUGGGCAAGG
This is a messenger RNA of Malus domestica (apple), 1360 nucleotides long. RefSeq names its product DNA topoisomerase 2-like. NCBI's taxonomy places the organism in Eukaryota, Viridiplantae, Streptophyta, Magnoliopsida, Rosales, Rosaceae. Gene Ontology annotation, cellular component: nucleus. The record is from RefSeq and is a predicted model, not a curated record. Gene Ontology annotation, molecular function: DNA binding; ATP binding; DNA topoisomerase type II (double strand cut, ATP-hydrolyzing) activity. Gene Ontology annotation, biological process: DNA topological change; sister chromatid segregation; resolution of meiotic recombination intermediates.